Messenger RNA from Rotaria sp. Silwood1, 4092 nucleotides. The record is from the annotation of a GenBank genome assembly. Lineage: Eukaryota; Metazoa; Rotifera; Eurotatoria; Philodinida; Philodinidae.
AUGCAAUCAAUGAAUACUGAUCAACAAACAUAUUAUACUAAUUCAACAGGAACACAUCCGGCAACAGCUGGUUAUUAUCUAUCAAAUGGAAUAGAACAUUAUCCCAUGACAAACUCAAAUACAUUUGCACAAUCACAACAUAUGAGUGCACCAUUUUAUAAUCCAUCAGUGUCAAACGUUUAUGGACAACAACCUAUUUACAAUUAUUCUUAUUUACAAGCACAAUUUCAUCCAAAUAAUCCACGAGCACAAAAUUCAUAUAUUCCUAUUAUUCGACCACCGAAUGAAGCUUCUAGUGGAACUCCAGGUUUUUACCCACCAUCAGCAUAUUCACCAUAUGGAAAUAGUAAUAUACAACAAACACAACAUAUGUAUUCUCCAUCACCAUUUUAUCGUCAUCCUAUGCCACAAACAUUUUCACCACAAAAUUUUCCACAACCAACAUCAUCAUCACAAAUAUCUAAUCAAUCACAAUCACAAUCGCAAUAUUCUAUUGCUAAUAAUCAACAACCAACGCAAUUAUCACAAACUCAUAAAACGCAAACAUCUCAAACAUCAUCAAUUGAUCAACAACAUGGUAUAUCAUCUCAACCAUCUCAUUCAAAAGAAAAACGUACAAAACACCCAAUACCUAUUGUUGAUCCAGUUUCACAAAAAGCUUUAGAAUUAAAUCCAACGACUCAUACAUCUUCAACAACAGCAAAUGAUGAGAAUCGUCAAAAAGAAUCAGCAACUGAUUCAACAACAAUACAUUCUAAAACAACGGAUGAUACAAAUACAACACAAAAACGAGAAGUAUUUCGACAACAAUUUGCUCGUUUAUUAGAUCCAAUUGUUCAAACAGAUAAGAAUACAAAUCAAUCAUCAACUGAUGAUUCGACUGAUGAAAAAAUAACGAAAGAAAAACCAACAGAAGAUGUUACACCAGAAUCAAACUCAACAUCUCUAACAGAAUCUACAACAUCAACAUUAAAUCAAUUAACUGAACAACCUCAACCAGGUGAUCCGGAUAUUCCUAUUCAAAAUAUCAAUGAAGAUAAAUCAAAUAUUCAAGAUGACAAACACGAUCAAAAUAGUUCUCAAGAACAACUUGAAACAAUUAUGUCAACAUCCAAUGAUACAACUGAUAAUUCAACAAAUAGCACUAAUAAUGAAAAUAUAUCAACAAUUGAUUCCAAUACAAUAAAUGAAUUUCAAUCUAUACCAUCAUUAUCUAGUACAGAAUCUGUAGAAAAUAUUACAUCGCCUGAAACACCUAUAUCAUCGAAUGAUAUUGAAUUUGAAUCAAUAAAUAUUGUUCAAACUCCAUCAAUAUCAAAACGUCAUAGUUAUACUAAACAAGAACUUCUUAAUAAACGAUCCGAUCCUAUUUCACAAAAACGACCAGUUGCUCUUAAAUCAAUUGAUGGUGUUACUGAUACACCUAUUAUUCGUGCAUCACAAAAUAGUGUUAGCAGAGGACCACAAACACCUAUAGAAAAACCACCAUUAGCUAAUCGAUCUGAUAAUCCAUAUACAACAAUUGAUCGUAAUAAAAUUGAUUUAAAUGAAAAAUUUUUACGUGAUGUUAAAUCAAUAUUAAAUAAACUUACACCACAAACAUAUGAUAAAUUAUUAAAACAACUUGAUGAUCUUGAACUUGAUCGUUAUGAACGUUUAGAUGGAAUAAUAACAAAUAUAUUUACAAAAGCAGUUGAAGAACCAAAAUUUUCAUUUCUUUAUGCUAGAUUAUGUCAAUCUUUUCAACGUAAACAAGUUACUGUACCAGAUGCAAAUGGACAAAGAAUAACACAUAGUUUUCGACAAUUAUUAUUAACACGUUGUCAAAAAGAAUUUGAAAAUGAUUAUCGACAAGAUAUUGGAUAUGAAAAACGAAAAAUUGAAGUUGAAGCUAUUACAGAUGAAAAACUUCAAAAAGAAGAAUCUGAAAAAUUAGAAGAAAAUUUAGCUAAAGCUAAACGAAAAAAAUUAGGCAAUAUUUUUUUUAUCGGUGAAUUAUUUAAAUUACAAAUGUUAACAGAUACAAUUAUGUAUGAUUGUAUUGAAUAUUUACUUAAAGAUAAAACGGACGAAGAAAGUCUUGAAUGUUUAUGUAAACUGUUAAAUACUAUUGGUAAAGAGCUCGAUCUUAAAACAAGUGAAAAGUCACCAAAUCGAAAACUUUUAGAAAAAUAUUAUAAUGAAUUAGAAAGUAUUAUUACACAACGACAAACAUCAGCACGUAUACGAUUUAUGAUUCAAGAUGUUAUGGAUUUUAGAAAAGCUAAUUGGGUUGCUCGUCGAGCUGAAUCCAAACCAACAACAAUUGAUGAAAUUCAUGAACAAGAACGAAUCAAACGUGAACAACAAGAACGUGAUCAAGAACGUGAUAAACAACUACGUCGUGAAUCGAGUCGUACUGGUGGCAGUAAUAAUUAUGGAGGUAAUCAACAACAAUAUACUGAAUCACGUGGUAGUCGUGGUAGUGGUAAUAAACAACAAUCAAAUCGAAUAGAUGAUGAACAAAGUGCAAAUCGUUUUACUGUUAAUUCAGUACGACAAUUACAAUCAAAUGAUAAACGAAAUCAAGGAGCAUUAUCAUUAAAUUUAGCUCCACAAGGUGCAUGGUCUAGAGGAUCAGCAGCUGAAAAAAAACCUGAAAAUGAUCGUCCAAAUACUGCACGAAGUGGUAAACCUCCUGCUGGUCCUACUACACAAAUAAGAUCUAAAAUUGGUACAUCGAAUGGCACAUCUACUUAUCCUUUACAAUCUCAAACAUCUCGCGAAUUAUUACGUGAAAAUUCUUCGGAAUCAUCACGAAGAUCAAGUGGUGCUGGAAUACCUAGUUCAAAUAAUGUUUCAAUGACAAAUACACGUAAUCUUAGUCGUGAACAAUCACGUGAAUCAAAUGUUAAUACAAUAGUAUCAUCAAAUAAAAUAUCUAUAUCAACAAUAAAUAAUACUAAUCUAUCAAAAAUUGAAUAUGAUGAAGAAAAAACUAUCGGACAUGUACAUUCAUUAAUUGAAGAAUAUACAGAAAAUUAUUCUGAUAAUGAUGAUCGACCUAUACAGGAAGCUAUUGAAGAUGUAAAAGAGUUUUGUACAACAAAUAUUGAUCAACAAGCACUUAUUAUUCGAGAAUUAUUUACAAAUGUAUUAGAAGCUAAACCACGUGCACGUAAAGCUAUUGGACAUUUACUUGAUAUUGUACUUCAUAAAAAUAUUAUAUCUGAAGAAGCUUUUCUAUCUGGUUUUAAAAUGGUUAUUGAAUUAGUUCCAGAUUUUGCAGUAGAUAUUCCUCUUAUAUGGCAAUAUAUUGGUGAAAUACUUGGUGCAUUUAUUGGUGGUCCAACAUCAAAUAUGUUAUUAUUAAAACCUCUUUUAAAUCAAGUACCCGAUGAAAAAUGUAAACAAUUAUUUCAAUAUAUUAUUCGAUAUGCAAUUGAACUUUCUUCAAAAUCACGUAUACAAAGAUUUUGGCAAUCAUCCGGUUUUUCAUUAAAUGAUUUAUUUAAAAUAGAUUCUCUUGAUUCUUCAUUUAUUAAUGAAUUUAAUUGGUUAUCUGAAACAACAUCAUUAAUAAAAGAAACUAUUAUUGUACCACAUGCUGAUAUGCCAUUAGUACGAUUAUUUAAAUCUGUUAGUGAUCAAGGUACAAUGGUUACUGAUACAGAAAUUAUUACAUAUAUUGAAACACAUAUGAAUUCAAAAGAUAAAUAUUAUAUUCGUAAUAUUGUUUUAUCUUAUUUGGAAGCAUGUUUAAUAAAUCGUGAACCACAAAAAAAAAUUCAAGAAGAUAUUGCAAAAAAACGAAUGAAUAUUCUUAAGAAAAUUAUUCAACAUACAUCAAAUGCUGAAAUUCAAGCUGUUUAUGCUAUACAAAAUUUUGUUAAUAAACUUGAACAUCCACCAAAAAUGGCUCAAUUAUUAUUUGAUAUUUUCUAUGAUGAAGAAUGUGUAAGUGAAGAUGCAUUUUUUGAAUGGCUUAAAAAUCCAGAUCCAUCUGAAACUGAAGGACAUUCUGUUGUUGAAAUGUCAACAAAAGAUUUUUUUACUUGGUUAGAACAAGCUGACACUGAAUUGGAAGGAGGUGAAGAAGAAGAAGAAAGUUAA